Messenger RNA from Oncorhynchus tshawytscha (Chinook salmon), 1487 nucleotides. RefSeq names its product inward rectifier potassium channel 16-like. Gene Ontology annotation, biological process: regulation of monoatomic ion transmembrane transport; potassium ion import across plasma membrane. Lineage: Eukaryota; Metazoa; Chordata; Actinopteri; Salmoniformes; Salmonidae. The record is from RefSeq and is a predicted model, not a curated record. Gene Ontology annotation, cellular component: plasma membrane. Gene Ontology annotation, molecular function: inward rectifier potassium channel activity.
CUGCCCGUGGUGUUCCACCAGUCCCCGGGCCAGUGGAGCUUCUUCCUGGCCGACAUCUUCACCACGCUGGUGGAGCUCCGCUGGAGGGUCAUGCUCCUCAUCUUCUGCCUCUCCUACAUCCUCUCCUGGCUCUUCUUCAGCAUCCUCUACUUCCUGAUCGCCUACGUCCACAAAGACCUGGAGGACCAUGACACGGCUCCGUGUGUGGCGAACGUCCGCAGUUUCACUUCCGCCUUCCUGUACUCCAUGUCGACCCAGGCGACUAUCGGCUAUGGCUUCCGGGUGAUGACGGAGAACUGCAUGGUGGCCAUCGUGGUGGUGACUAUCCAGGCCCUGAUGAGUUGCUUCAUCGACACAAUCGUCAUCGGCAUCACCGUGGCCAAAAUGGUGCGCGAAGAGGCGCAGACAGUGGGCUUCAGCAGCUCUGCCGUGGUCAACGCGCGCAACGGCGCCCUGUGCCUUGUGUGGCGUAUCGCCGACUUCCGCAGGAACCACAUCCUGGAAGGCACCGCGGCGCAGCUGGUCCGCCCCACGAAGCACCCCUCUGGGAUGAUCUCCGUGACCUACCAGGACCUAGACAUCCAGAGUAGACACCUCAUCCUGGCCACCCCGGCCAGCAUCGUUCACAAGCUGGAGCCUGGGAGCCCCCUCUACAGCCUGGGACCGGACAGCCUGGCGGAGGAGGACUUUGACCUGGUAGUGUCCUUCACCUACACCGGUGACUCCACAGGCAUCCUGCACCAGACACGCACGUCUUACACCCCAGCAGACAUCCGCUGGGGCCAGCGCUUCCAGGACAUGGUGCAGGUGGGGAGGAGGCAGUACAAGGUAGACUAUGCCCUGUUUCAUCAGACCACCUGGGUGCAGACACCCAUGGUCAGCGCCCAGGAGGGUGACAGGGGGAGACCGCCGCCCACGGAGUCUAUCGUCCAAUCGCAGCAGCCGUUUGUGAGAUCGAGCAGGAAAUUCCGGAGGUCCUUGGCUGAUGUCAGUGAGGAGGUGGUUCAGGAGGCGUGGCUCUGAUGACGCUGUGAUAAUCCCAAAACAGCAGAGACAGAUAACUACAUUGUUACAUUAUUGUUAUAUAGUACAUUAUCACACAGGACUUCAGGAAAGGACUUGAGUAAGUGUAAUAGGGUAGUUUCAUUGUAAAUAACUAUUUUAUAUCAUAUUUUAUACUCCUUUGUUAUAUCCUUUAUGAAUGUAAUAAUUGAACUAAAUGUUAUUAAAUAAAUAAACAAAGAGUACGUUGUUGAAGUCACAUCUGACGUCCAAGUGAACGUCUUUGUUGUGAUGGACAGACUGCACCACAUUUAAAAUAAAUAUACUUUCUUUCUGAUGUGAUGGUCGUAAAAGUUUUAUUCAAAUACAAAAAUACCUCCCAUGUUUCUUUAGUGAAAAGUCCAAAAGAUGAUUGAUUAUUGUGCAUUGUAGUGAAGUCAUAUGUAAUAUAUUUACAGUUCCAUUUUAAACCAUGUGUUUAAUUC